This is a messenger RNA of Sorex fumeus (smoky shrew), 2008 nucleotides long. Its product is annotated as keratin, type II cytoskeletal 2 oral-like. Gene Ontology annotation, molecular function: structural constituent of skin epidermis. The transcript has 10 exons. Gene Ontology annotation, cellular component: keratin filament. NCBI's taxonomy places the organism in Eukaryota, Metazoa, Chordata, Mammalia, Eulipotyphla, Soricidae. The coding region runs from base 1 to 1995 and encodes 664 amino acids. The record is from RefSeq and is a predicted model, not a curated record. Gene Ontology annotation, biological process: keratinization; intermediate filament organization.
AUGAACAGACAAGUCUGCAAGAAAUCCUUCAGUGGCGGCAGCCAGGGCUUCUCCGGCCGCUCGGCUGUGGUCUCUGGUGGCAGCAGCAGGAUGAGCUGCGUGGCCCGCUCUAGAGCAUCUGGUGGUGCCGGCGGCUUUGGCAGUCACAGCCUCUACAACCUGGGUGGCACCAAGAGCAUCUCCAUGAGUGUGGCUGGGGGCUCCAGGGCCGGCGGCUUUGGGGGAGGCCGAGGCAGCUGUGGCAGUGGUUUUGGUGGGGGCUUUGGAGGAGGCUUUGGUGGUGGCAGAGGAAUGGGAGGGGGCUUUGGGGGUGCUGGUGGCUUUGGGGGAGCUGGUGGCUUUGGAGGUGCUGGUGGUUUUGGAGGUGCUGGCGGUUUUGGAGGUGCUGGUGGCUUUGGAGGAGCUGGUGGUUUUGGUGGGCCUGUUGGUUUUGGUGGGCCUGGUGGUUUUGGUCCUGGUGGCUUCCCUGGGGGAAUCCAGGAAGUGACUGUCAACCAGAGCCUCCUGCAACCCCUCAAUGUGGAGAUCGACCCCCAGAUUGGACAAGUCAAGACGCAGGAGCGAGAGCAGAUCAAGACCCUCAACAAUAAGUUCGCCUCCUUCAUCGACAAGGUGCGCUUCCUGGAGCAGCAGAACAAGGUCCUGGAGACCAAGUGGGAGCUGCUCCAGCAGCAGGGGACCAGCUCUGGCACCGGCACCAACAACCUGGAGCCCUUCUUCGAGUCCUACAUCAGCUUCCUGCGCAGACAGCUCGACCUGGCUGUGGGAGAGAGGGGCAACCUGGAAUCCGAGCUGAAGAACAUGCAGGACAUGGUGGAAGAUUUCAAAAAGAAGUAUGAAGACGAGAUCAACAAACGAACUGCUGCAGAGAACGAGUUUGUGGGACUUAAGAAGGAUGUGGACUCGGCCUACAUGAACAAGGUGGAGCUGCAGGCCAGGGUGGACGGCCUGACGGAUGAGCUCAACUUCCUGAGGACCCUCUAUGAGAUGGAGCUGUCCCAGAUGCAGAGCCAUGUCAGCGACACGUCCGUGGUCCUGUCCAUGGACAACAACCGCUGCCUGGACCUGGACAGCAUCAUCGCCGAAGUGCGCGCCCAGUAUGAGGAGAUAGCCCAGAGGAGCAAGGCCGAGGCCGAGGCACUGUACCAGACCAAGUUGGGAGAGCUGCAGUCCACGGCGGGCAGACAUGGGGAUGACCUGAAGAGCACCAAGAGUGAGAUCAUGGAGCUCAACAGGAUGAUCCAGAGGCUGCGGGCUGAGAUCGAGAAUGUCAAGAAGCAGAACGCCAGCCUGCAGGCCGCCAUUGCAGACGCAGAGCAGCGCGGGGAGCUGGCCCUCAAGGAUGCCGACGCCAAGCUCCAAGGCUUACAGGCCGCCCUGCAGCAGGCCAAGGACGACCUGGCCCGGCUGCUGCGCGACUACCAGGAGCUGAUGAACGUGAAGCUGGCCCUGGACGUGGAGAUUGCCACCUACAGGAAGCUGCUGGAGGGCGAGGAGUGCAGGAUGUCCGGAGAGUGUCAGAGUGCUGUGUGCAUUUCCGUGGUUAGCAACGUCUCCAGCAGCAGCAGCAGCGGUGCUGGCGGAAGCCGGGGAGGCUUCGGAGGGGUCAGUGGCGGCAGCAGCGGCAGCUUCAGAGGUGGCAGCAGCAUUGGUGGCAGAGGCAGCAGCAGUGGCGGCUAUGGCAGCGGCAGCAGCAGCAGCAGCAGCGGGGGCCGCGGCAGCAGCGGCGGGUUCCAGAGCGGCAGCGGCGGCGGGUUCCAGAGUGGCAGCAGCAGCAGCAGCGGGGGCCGCGGCAGCAGCGGCGGGUUCCAGAGUGGCAGUGGCGGGUUCCAGAGCGGCAGCAGGCUGGGCAGUGGAGGCAGCAGCUCUACCAGCCAGAGCGGCGUGGGCUCCGGCUCCGGAGGCAUCCAGACCUCAGGAAGCGGCGGCUACAAGUCUGGCGGUGGCGUGCGCUUCUCCCAGACCCCCAGCUCCAGCCAGCACAGCUCCAAGUAAUCCCUGGUCAUAU